AUGUUAGAAGCCCAAGGAGCUCUUCCUUUUGUGUCAGAUGUAAAUGAGAAAACCCAAAUCUGCACGUUGUUGGUCCAACAUGCUCUAUUGGAUUCUGUGCAGUUUCUUCUCAAUGAGCUUAAAGAAGGACUUGAAACAUUUGGCGUUUUGGAAUCGAUUCAACGAUAUCCUGAAAAAUUUAGAGAAGUAUUUUUCAUGGGCGAAAUGAGUAAAUUAGAUGCGCAACUGGUUGAUCUUCUGUUCAUUCCUAAUUACGACGAAGAAGGAUCAAAUAUUCGAUUUUCACAAGAAGAGGCUGUUGUAUAUUUUCGAUAUUACUUACAGGAUUGCAUGGCGAGGACACAUGCAUCUUGUGCGACACACCAAUGGAAUUGCUGGAUUUGGUGCACUCGUCUUUUGUUUGUUUUUGUUUGUAUUUUGUGUUUUUCUUCAACGUACUUGUGUCCUUGAAGCGCAACUUGUGGUCUGUUGACAUAUCUUGCCACAAUUUAGCUGCCUCUUUUGUUGAAAUGGCGUUAGGGAAAUUUUUAGAAGCUCUGUUUGUCUUACUACCUUUAUGAAAAAAAUUUAAGAAUGACGACGGUGGAUGUUUA
Molecule: messenger RNA, 593 nt
Organism: Xenia sp. Carnegie-2017
Lineage: Eukaryota; Metazoa; Cnidaria; Anthozoa; Malacalcyonacea; Xeniidae
Exons: 2
Coding region: 1-450 (149 amino acids)
Source: RefSeq, a predicted model, not a curated record